GUGUCUCCCCAGGUCGGGAAGGUCAAGAUGGCUAAAUUCCUUCCCCUGAUUCUCGCCGGAAUUUUGACCACAGUGCUCCAUGAAGCCCAGGCGAACCUGCCUCCAGGCCCUGCUGUUGAUGUGCUUGUGACUCCCAAAGGCCCCAUGGCAACUUGCAAGAAAACCAAAAGGUCGGUCGUGUUCCAGUCCAUCAUGUCUAAGAAGGGAAUCAUGUAUAGCCGCACAUACACUUACCCUGCGAUAUUGAAAUGCUUCAAAAGCUCCCAACCGAGCGCGGCCACCUUCAGAGACUGCGUCAACGCUGCCGCCUUGGCCGGACACUCCACCCUGUCCUUCGAUGGUACCACCUGCUCCACAUACAACGCAACCGUACCGAGUCAUGCAUGUGCCGACCAGAAGGCAGCAGCGGCAAACUACAUAGCCAUCUACCAGGCCAACCCACCUCUGGUCAAGCCAAAUUUCGGAAAUUUCAAAGUGUUGACGGUGGCUGCGACCCGGACGGCGGAUACGAAUAACAACUUCGACGUGACGUGGACCGCAGAAGAUGGUGGCUGCAACUACUCUGGCUUCGUCGUCAGCUUCUCCGGCCAGGAGAAGUACGUCGAAACCACUUCGUCCCAGACGACGAUAGAGAACAUCCCAGAGUGCAGCAGCACAGACGUCACCGUCUCCUUCGGUCUCCCCACAGGAGAGAAGUUCGGUACCACCGCCCACACGGCGGUGACUACCAUACCAGAACCUCAAGAGUACUCGCCGUUCAACGAGGUACCGGGAUACACACUGGAAGUCAACUUGUUCCCGAACAAAACGAUCAUCGUAUCUUACGACGUUUCCCCUGGCUGCGGUAGCUUCACCAACUUCAACAUUCAGUUUAGCAUCGAUUACACGAACGCAUCGCGCCCUAAUCCGGAUCUUGACUUCCCCAUAUCGAAACCAAAAGGCACCAUCGUGAUCGGAACUGCGGAUGUGCCUGAUAUUUGCCUGGCUUUCGGGGUCCAGAUCGUGUACACCCAGACGACGGACAGCGGAGAUAUCACUGAUGGCAAUACGUUUCAGUUACCUCUCGACGGACUCUAUGAUGAAAACCUGUACUCCUACGAAGUGGGUGCGUCUGAUGUCUUCUUCCACUGGCCUACUAACCUGACAGCUUACGACUUCUGUGGCGUCCUCCCCGGUACCACACUGGCAAUCCAGAAAAAGUCCGGUGGUGGUAACAUUUUCACGGCGCCAAUAUCUGCUGGCAGCAUCACACUCACCGACCUGGCAUCUUCGCUACCAACAUAUGUCGUUGUGAUGGAUGCUAGCUUAGGCGUUAUUCUGGCAGAAGUCUGGGUCUGUCAAGGGGCCGGCUGUCCUUAAGCGGUUCACUGCUGGCGUUCUAGAGCGAUUUUCUGCAGCGGUUCAUCAUGAACUGCACCCAAUGGAACCCUGCAUGCCAAGCCAUUACAGUUUCUAAUCAGGAACUGUAGGCAGAUGAGAACCAGCCCAGUUAAAUAAAUAUUAUUGG
Messenger RNA from Hyalella azteca, 1507 nucleotides. RefSeq lists its product as uncharacterized. NCBI's taxonomy places the organism in Eukaryota, Metazoa, Arthropoda, Malacostraca, Amphipoda, Hyalellidae. The record is from RefSeq and is a predicted model, not a curated record. The transcript is spliced from 9 exons. The coding region runs from base 28 to 1359 and encodes 443 amino acids.